Molecule: messenger RNA, 1749 nt
Organism: Ambispora gerdemannii
Lineage: Eukaryota; Fungi; Glomeromycota; Glomeromycetes; Archaeosporales; Ambisporaceae
Source: the annotation of a GenBank genome assembly
AUGCCUGAGAGUAUAAUAUACGAAGAUACUCCUUUUGCCCAAUAUUUAGCUGAAAUUGGCAGCGAAGAAGAAGUUGUUAAACAACCAGAACCAAAAGGUUUUGAAUCAGAAGAACACGCAACAGAGAAACAUAAAACUGCUUUUCGUGAAAAAUUACUUUCAACCUCAUACGAAACAAUAACAUAUUUAAAGGAAACAUUAUCAACCGCUCUUCCUCUUCGAGAAGAAAAUCAAUUUGAAGAACGCUUUAAAUACAUUCUUUGCACCUCACACCUUUUAAAUGAAGCGCCCUCAAUACAUUUUUAUGAUAGUCGAAGACCAAUUGUAACUGAUAUUACGGAAGCUGGACAGUACUUUGGCGGUCUAACUAGACGAAAUUUCGAAAUUUUGUUGAGUACUUUUGUGACUUUGGUUAGCGUAUUUCUUGCAUGGGUAUUACAAGCCGAUUCAAAAGACUCAACCGGAAGAUUGGUGCGAUUACCCAUAGCUCUCAUAACACCGAUAAUUGCCUCUUUCUGGCUAUAUAGACAUAUGCGACGAAAGGCCAUGAAAACUUUACAUGAUUCAGCAUUACACUUGGUGCAAGUGCUUGUUUAUAACUGUCAAACAUUUGAUCUCAAAGUUAACAAAGCAUUAAUAAUGAUUCAGGAAAUUGAGCUCGUAUCUCGAGGCUACAGAUUAUCCAUGCCACUUUCUCCGAUUACUCGUAUCGAACAGUCGUCUAAAACUCGGCGAUGUAUUGCACUUCGUGAUACAUUACAUGCCAUCCUCCGGGAAGCUUUUAUGGGAUAUCGCCGUGCAAUUAUGACAAUUCAACCAGAAAUUUCUCAAGCUAGCUUAAAUAUUAUGUAUAACAUGUACAAUAUCCCCUCGAGCGUAAAAGAAGAUGAUUGGAAUAUGGACGACGUUGAAGAUCCGACCUCUUUAGAAAAUUUGCGUCUAUGUUUCCAAAAAAUGCACUCAAAAAGAAGGGAAUGUUUGUGUCAUUUAUUGGCGCUGGAUGUCAUGACUUCUGGCAGAGAUUCUGAUCGACGAGAUUAUGAACAACAUUGGGCUGCUGUAAAUGAACACAUCAAUGAAUUAGGCUCUAUUACUGGACAUUAUUUAGAUACAGUGAUUGCGUCAUCUACAAAUGAGCCAUUGGAUGCACUACCACCACCAAACCAAGAUAUACUUUCUCGACUUACUCAUUUUGCACCAGACAAACGUUUGCGUGCAUAUCUUCAUAAAUUGGCAUCCAUUGAACAAUAUGUUCGUGGUAUUCAAGCCAAAGUAUAUCUUUGUAAUGAAGAUGCUCGCAAAUAUUAUGAAACUGAAGGUUUUGUCGAUCCGAAGGAAUCAGAACUCUUGAUGAAUCAAUACAAUUCGUUAGCGCAAGAUUUCUCUUUUAUGGCACAAGAAUGGCAAGAAGGAAAACAAGCGCUCACAAAAUUGAUUCAAGAACCCGAAGAUCCUGAUACUCCUGCAGUGAAUAGACGUUCACUUGAAGUUGACAUGUCAAAUCAGGAACAAGAAAGUACAGAAAACGAUGAAAAUAGUUCGGAAAGAACAUUAAUUGAUUGGCAACAGAUUGACGAACCUUUGGAUGUACCAGAGCAAUACUUUGAGGCAAUAGCAGAACCUGAAGCAAAACAGACAUUAACAAGAGAAGAAAGAAUCGCUAUUCAAAAGGCAAAAAAAGCCGAGGAGGUACGAGCAUACUUUGCGGUCGGCGCAGAAGGGAGGGGCAUAUUUAUAGCGAGUUCAUGA